Messenger RNA from Mytilus californianus (California mussel), 1525 nucleotides. RefSeq names its product alpha-1,3/1,6-mannosyltransferase ALG2-like. Bases 158 to 1453 code for a protein of 431 amino acids. Lineage: Eukaryota; Metazoa; Mollusca; Bivalvia; Mytilida; Mytilidae. The record is from RefSeq and is a predicted model, not a curated record. The transcript has 4 exons. Gene Ontology annotation, molecular function: GDP-Man:Man(1)GlcNAc(2)-PP-Dol alpha-1,3-mannosyltransferase activity; alpha-1,3-mannosyltransferase activity.
UUCUUUUUUUAACACGGCUUACUCCAUUUCCGGUUGUGAAUCGUGCAGAAGAUUUUUUCCUAAAAACAUCAAAUGGUUUAGAAAACCUGACAGUUGCUCGUAGAUCGAUUUAUUCUUGCAGUGAGAAUAGUAUUUUACUAAAGGAUUUUUCUCAGUAAUGGUGAACCUGAAAGUCCUCUUCUUGCAUCCAGAUCUUGGAAUAGGUGGAGCUGAGAGGGCAGUCAUAGAUGCUGCUCUAGCCCUGAAAUCAGAAGGUCAUCAAGUUCACUUUGUGACUUCACACCAUGACAUAAAUCAUUGUUUUGAAGAAACAAGGGAUGGAACUCUGUCUGUAACAACAGUGGGUGAUUGGCUACCCAGGGGAAUUUUUGGCAGAUGUCAGGCAUUGUGUGCCUACUUGAGAAUGUUGUAUGCAGCAUUAUUUGUGGUGUUCUCCCCUCCAAUUGAGUAUGAUGUUAUCUUCUGUGACCAGAUAUCAGCAUGUAUAUAUAUUUUAAAACUAUUUAAUGCCAGAGUGUUAUUUUACUGUCAUUUCCCUGACAUGCUUCUAACAAAGAGAGAAAGUCUGCUAAAGAAAUGGUACAGAGCUCCUAUUGACUGGUUAGAAGAAAAAACUACUGGAAUGGCUGAUUGUGUCCUUGUAAACAGUAAAUUUACUGCUGGUAUAUUUAAUGAAACCUUUAAGUCUUUAACAUCUGUAAAUCCAAAGGUCUUGUACCCAAUACCAAACUUUAAAGCCUUAGACCAGCCAUUGGAAACAUCUGCUGAUAUAAUACCUCCAAAUAAAACAACAAUAUUCCUGUCAAUUAACAGAUAUGAGAGGAAGAAGAAUCUCAACCUAGCAGUAGAAUCAUUUGGCAUGCUACAGAAGAAGCUAGGAAACAAUAAAGGUGUACAUUUAAUAAUGGCAGGAGGUUACGAUGAAAGAGUAUUGGAGAAUAAAGAACAUUACCUUGAAUUAAUGGAGCUUGUUCAUAAAUUAGGUCUUGAGGAUCAUGUAACCUUUUUAAGAUCAUUUAGCGAUUCAGAUAAAAGAACACUGCUUUCAAAUUGUACAUGCCUUCUAUAUACACCAGACAAGGAACAUUUUGGUAUAGUGCCAGUUGAAGCUAUGUACAUGCAGUGUCCUGUGAUAGCUGUUAAAAGUGGUGGGCCAUUGGAGACCAUAGAGGAUGGGACAACUGGAUUUUUAUGUCCUCCAGAACCAGAGCACUUUGUGGAAGCAAUGGAAAAAUUUGUAUCUGACAAGUCCUUACGUAAAAAAAUGGGAAGUGCUGGACGUAAACGAGUUGAAGAAAGAUUUUCUUUUGGUACAUUUACAAAAGAAUUGAAUAGUGUAAUAGAAAAGGUUCACAAUGGGAGAUCUAGUAAUUCAAGUGUUUUAUUGUUUACUUUAGGUUUGGCUUUACUUAUUAAUAUUUGUUUUGCUGUUUUGUAUGUAUGUAUCUUUUGAUCUGACAUAGUUUUCUUAUAGGAGGUUAAAUUGGUUUUUUUUACGUAAAAAAUAAAAAAAAUUACAAUAACA